Labrus mixtus (cuckoo wrasse) is the source of this 1096-nucleotide messenger RNA. Its product is annotated as low affinity immunoglobulin gamma Fc region receptor II-like. The record is from RefSeq and is a predicted model, not a curated record. NCBI's taxonomy places the organism in Eukaryota, Metazoa, Chordata, Actinopteri, Labriformes, Labridae. The coding region runs from base 58 to 852 and encodes 264 amino acids. Gene Ontology annotation, biological process: cell surface receptor signaling pathway. Gene Ontology annotation, molecular function: transmembrane signaling receptor activity. The transcript is spliced from 5 exons.
CUUAGGGUGACAUGAGCAGCAGAAAUAAGCCACACAGGAAGAAGCCCCUCCUCAGCUAUGCUUCAGUUCAGUGUUCAGACAGUCAACAUGGAGGUCGGCGGCCUCCGCAUCAAACUCUUGGUCCACAUCUUAUUCCUGCUGUGUGCACGUGUUCAGGACGUUGAUUCACUGAUUCUCCGUCCUGAACCAAACAUACUGCAGUUCUUUGAAUAUGAGUCUCUGACCUUUCAUUGUGAGGGCUCUUACGGAUCGACUGGACUGAAAAUUGUACAUCGGUCCAAAGGGGAAUUACAGACAUGUGAAACUCCAGUGACAUCAACAAGGUCAUCCUGCACAAUGAAAACUCUUUAUUUAGAUGACAAUGGACAAUACUGGUGUGAGUCUGGAGAUAGGAAGACAAGCGACAUCAUCUAUGUCACUGUUACUGCUGGUCCUGUGAUCCUGGAGAGUCCCAUCAGUGUGGUGGAGGGAGAGGAUGUGACUCUGCGCUGCAGAAACAAGACGACCUCACCCAACCCAGCUGAUUUCUACAAAGAUGGACGCCUUAUCAGAAGAAGCUUUACAGAAAACAUGACAAUCCCUGGUGUUACCAAACGUGAUGAAGGACUCUACAAGUGUACCAUCUCUGGAGGAGGAGAAUCAGCUGAGAGUCGGAUGGCUGUUGAAGAGUCACACCAGGAGAUUCAUACGUCCUCAGAUCUUCUGUUCAUCAUCUUCAGAAACCUUCUCCCUGUAGUGAUGAUGGCUGCGCUGCUGUUGCUGCUGAGAUGGCUUCACUGUCUCAGAGGUAAUCCAACAGGUAGACAAUGGCACCUUGUGUGCUCUCAAACCGAGAUGGAGAUGCCAAAAUAAAAGAUAGGACAGGCUGAACAAUUAAACAGACAUUUUCUUGUUUGGUUGCCAGAAAUGGAGAACAUCCCAUAAUGCUUCAUUCAGCUGCUUUCUUUCAUGUGUUACAUCACCUUGUUAAUUAUAUGUAAUGAUGAUCCACUUAUAUUCAGUGCAUGUUGUGCAAACCAAUGAAAACAGUGUACAUUUCUAAACAGCUAAAAGAAUCCAAUCAUUAGAAUUUUUUUUAAAUGAGCAGAUGAAAGAU